AUGGGUGAUCGGAUUCCUAUUGAAAUCAUCCUUCACAUUUUGUCCUAUCUACCCAAGAAAGAAAUUAUAAAAUUACUUACUAUCAACCACAAUUGGUUUAACGUUGUCUCAAAACAAAUAUACAACACUAUUGUAUUACGCGACAAAAAAGACCUGUUCAAUAUACGUAACCUGUUUACCGCAACUGCGAAACAAAGUCUCCAACACAAUCAUGGCUUUUAUUCUUCUUACAAUUAUGGUGCGCUUGUACGCAAGCUUGAUCUUUCUCGGUUGGACUGCUGUAAUUUAGUGACAGAUCCAGUUUUAAGAGACUUAACACUUGAUACUCAAAAUCUGACCAGUCUCAAUCUGUACAACUGCCACCAGGUGACCGACACUAUCUUUAAAAUGAUCCUCGUUAAAGCGAUCCACAUCAAACACUUGUUUUUGGCCGGUGCGACUCAACUAACCGGAAAUGCUUUGAUUAGCAUCAGAUCCAAACCACCAAUACUCCAGACCUUGAAUAUAUACUUGAUUCCUGAUUUUUUUCACAAUAUGUCUUCAAGAAAACUCGGUGCCCUGAAACCCGUCCUGGGAAACCUCCGAACGUUUAAAGCUGGGAAGUUAUGCACACGCCAUAGUGAAAUUUUGUGUACAUCCUUUGAAGGAUUAGAAGAACUUUGGUUACACGGAGCAACGGACCAUCAAGUCCGGAGUAUCCUUAUGCAGCACCACAGGAACAACACCGGCUGUCUUAAAUCCCUAACCCUCAAAUAUUGUAAACUAGACAAGGUCACCUUUAGUUAUAUACCACGCAGUAUACGACAUCUCACAUACGAGCACGGUCCUUGUUCAGACUAUGGCUGGCUGCAUAAACACAUCCAGAAUUUGGUGACACUCCGGUUGACCUACUCGGCUGACUUUAGUUUAGACGAGCAUUUGCACCAAGCCCGUGCACUCCGAGUAUUUGCGCCACCUUGUAUAUCUGGGAUAUGUGGACUACCACAUUGGUCUUCAUCAAUUAACCGAUUGAUUCUUACAAUUCCAAUGGUCUCCGAAGAUUUUGAUAUACUAAUGGACGCUUAUUGUAAUCAACUGGUCGAAUUACAGGUUGUGGGAUCAGGUCUACAAAAAUCAUUUGGGAGGUUUAUGCCAUGCCUGAAAAUAUUUGUGUGGAAGGUUGAGUAUAUCCCGCUUACAAGGUUUCAGACCCUACCUCGGUUGAUUCCGCUUCUCCGAGUGUUGGCAAUUGGAGUAAAUGACGAGAGAGAUGAUAAUAUCGUAAAUACUCUUGAAGGCUGGAAAUAUCUUGAAGUAUACCAUUUGAAGGUAAAAGAGCCGAGUGGGCUUGAAUACGAUUUUGGACAUGAUUUUCAAUAUUGGGAAAAACAUGAUGAUGUGUGGUAA
Phycomyces blakesleeanus NRRL 1555(-) is the source of this 1386-nucleotide messenger RNA. RefSeq lists its product as hypothetical. Gene Ontology annotation, molecular function: protein binding. The transcript has a single exon. The record is from RefSeq and is a predicted model, not a curated record. NCBI's taxonomy places the organism in Eukaryota, Fungi, Mucoromycota, Mucoromycetes, Mucorales, Phycomycetaceae. Bases 1 to 1386 code for a protein of 461 amino acids.